This is a messenger RNA of Micromonas commoda, 336 nucleotides long. RefSeq lists its product with no specific name. Lineage: Eukaryota; Viridiplantae; Chlorophyta; Mamiellophyceae; Mamiellales; Mamiellaceae. The transcript has a single exon. The record is from RefSeq and is a predicted model, not a curated record. The coding region runs from base 1 to 336 and encodes 111 amino acids.
AUGCCAACACCAACCGUCGCUUCGCGUCGCGUCAGGACUGCGGAGGGGAGCGUUUUGCGCGCGUCCAUCGACCCCACCGCCGCCUCCUCGGACGGAACCGGCUCCUCGGCAGGGUCGCUCAUCACCGCGGGGGAUAUGUGGCGCCUGGCGCAGCAGAAGAGGUCCGCCGCGGUGGCGCUGUCCCGGUUUGCCGCAAUGUCAGUCAACUUUGCCACGUUUGCGCAGCUCUCUGCGGCGCACACGGUGGAGGAGGCGUGGCGCGAGGUGGAGGAGGCCGAGGAGGCUGCGCGCGCGUUUCGCGCGAAGCAGACGGCGGGGCAAACCCCCGACGUGUGA